Messenger RNA from Geodia barretti, 732 nucleotides. The record is from the annotation of a GenBank genome assembly. Lineage: Eukaryota; Metazoa; Porifera; Demospongiae; Tetractinellida; Geodiidae.
AUGUAUGCUUUGAUAUUGGCCGGAGGCAUAGGGGAGCGAUUGCGGCCACUCACCGAGUCGUUGCCCAAACCGAUGAUCCCUUUGGACGGCAGGCCCAUCCUGUGGCAUCAGGUACGGUGGUUGCGCGAUGCGGGCGUGACCGAUGUGGUUUUCCUGUUGGGGCAUCUGGCAGAGGUUGUGGUGGAUUACUUUGGAGACGGCAGCGAGUUUGGCAUUCGGGCUCAUUACAGUUAUGAAGACGCCCCUUUGGGCAGGGGUGGGGCACUACGCAAGGGCUUUGAGUUGAUGCCUUCAGGAACUGACGAACUGGUGAUCGCCACCAACGGAGAUGUGGUUACGGAAGCGAACCUGGACGAUAUGAUCAAUGACUUCAGCAGCCGCGUUGACGCUGAUGCCGGGCAUUUGGCUACCAUCCUCACGGUGUCUAUGACGAGCCCUUAUGGUAUCGUUGAGACCGAAGCUGAUGGGGUGGUGCGGGCGUUCAAAGAAAAAUCGGCGCUUCCGUACGAGAUUAAUGCGGGCGUAUACGUGCUGAACCCGGCGAUCUGCAAGUUGCUGCCCGAACGGGGAGACCAUGAGGUCACCACAUUCCCGGUUCUGGCGGGACGAGGCCAGAUGUCAGCGGUGCACUCCGGCGCGUUUUGGCGCAGUGUAGAUUCGUUGAAAGAUUUGCGGGAAGUCGAGCAGCAUAUCGCCAGCCGAACGGUGUCGAGCCAGCAGGGUGUGUAUUGA